Molecule: messenger RNA, 2223 nt
Organism: Phytophthora infestans T30-4
Lineage: Eukaryota; Oomycota; Peronosporomycetes; Peronosporales; Peronosporaceae
Product: methyltransferase
Exons: 2
Coding region: 1-2223 (740 amino acids)
Molecular function (GO): S-adenosylmethionine-dependent methyltransferase activity
Source: RefSeq, a predicted model, not a curated record
AUGACUAGCUCAGGCCACGAGCUGCUGCCGCGCAAGGCGGAGGACUUCCGCAAGCAGGAAUACUGGGACCAGUUCUUCCAGAAGCGAGGCGAGAAGGCUUUUGAGUGGUACGGCGAUUAUGCCUCGCUACGAUCUGGGCUGCAGGCACUGCUCGGUCUUCCUGACGAUGCUCCUUCCUCGCUACUGCGUCGCCUCAAGGCCAAAGUGCGCGUGCUGGUUGUGGGCUGCGGUAACUCGGCGCUGAGUGCGGAUUUAGCAGCCGACGGUUUCUCGAGUCUCUUGAGUGUGGACUUUAGCGAGCGUGUGAUCGACGAGAUGCGGCGUAAACACCCGGUGCUGCAAUGGCAGGUAAUGGACAUGACGGACAUGCGUGCGUUGGAGGACGCCAGCUUCGACCUGGUGAUGGACAAGGGCGCAUUGGACGCGCUUAUGGCCGAGGACACGCCCGAAAUUAAGCGGGACGCCUUGAAGAUGCUGCGCGAGGUACGACGUGUGCUCGCUCCUGGUGGUCGCUACUGCUGUGUCACCAUGGCACAGGAUUUCAUCCUCCAGCAUCUGCUGAGCUUCUUCAGUCUGAAAGACGAGACAGAACCAGAGCCAACGCACUGGAGUGUGGGCGUACAGGAGCUCCCACGUGACUUGCGCAAACCUUUCGCUCCGUUCCUCGCGGCGGCGCUCAAGUGCCCCAAGUCGGACUCUAAGGCUUCCAGGAAGGCGCAAUACAAUGCCAAGCAGUUUAUCAGUGACGUAGGUUAUUCUCGUCAGCAGUGGUUGACACACGAGGUGGAGGCCACGCAGUGGUUCGCUAUGACACAAGCAGGACUGCGCCAACUGAAGGUUGGUCGACAGGAGGUCAUUGAGCUUAUCGCCAACGACGAGAAAGAUGCGACCAAGGGUUUGGGUCAAAAUGGCGCGGCGAACGGCCAAGUCAACCCGCGCUUUACGCUUCGUCUGGUGGACGCCCACAUGCGCGGACCCAAUGGCAGCUGCGCCGUGUUCCUGAUCCCCCAAGGCCGCGAGCAUGAGUGGAUGUUUUCGACGGAGGAAGGAGCGAACGAGCUGGCGGCCGGCGCUGGAUUCAGUCGCCUUAUAAUUGUCGCCCUUGGCCGGGACGGUCACGCCUUUGAGAGCACGGCGAAGGUGCAGGAGGAGCUGAACGCCAAGGUGAUGGAACUGGCCCCUGACACGCAUGGAUCGGAUGAGAAGAUUCCGUAUCUGACGGUGGAGGAAGGGCUCGGUGCUCGAAACAUUGUACACCAAGGAACGUCACCACUUAGCGGUGCUUACUUCGUGGAGGAGGUGCAGGAAGACAGCGAGACGUUUCGUCGCCUGGUGUUUCUUAGCAAUACCAACGUCAUUCAGAGUGAGACCCCUGCAGCUAUUGAUACAUCCGACAUGACGCCCGAGGAGGCUGUAGCUGCCGCCAGGAAGAAGAAAAACAGCAGAAAGAAGAACCAGAAGAAGAAAAAGAAGGCCCAGGCCAAACAGGCGAGCGUAGAUACGUCCUAUCUCGCAUUCGAGUAUCACAAGGGCAUGGUUGCGUCGCUUCACGCAGCUUCGUUGUCUUCCAGAUCGGUGCCUGACUCGCUACACCGGACACUGGUACUUGGUCUCGGUGGUGGCUGUCUGGCCCAGUAUCUUCACGAUAACGUCCCAGGCAUGGAUGUGACGGCGUGUGAGCUGGAUCCGACGAUAGUGACGGUGGCAGAGCAGUACUUUGGCUUCAAGCUGGACGAACAUAUGCGUGUAGUGGUCGCUGAUGCACUCAAGUAUGUGGCAGAGCAGUCCUCGGCAGCUGAGAAGCAAAGCUUUGACUCCAUCAUUGUGGAUGUGGACGCCAAGCAGCGUGAUGUAGGCAUGAGUUGUCCACCUGUCAGCUUCGUUGAGGACGCGUUUCUGGCUCAUGCUCACAGUUUGCUGGCCCCUCGUGGUGUGCUGCUUAUUAAUGUUUCCUGCCGUGAUAGCGGUUUAUACGAGGAGAUCAUCGCACGACUACAGCGUGUGUUCUCUGGCUCUCGUGCUGUGCUGGCGCUGAAGCCCAGCGAAAAGGAUGUGAAUAGUGUCGUUUUCAUUCGCAAGGCUCACACGAAGGAGCCCGACGCUAAGACAUUGUUGCAGCAGCUGCAUGAUCAGGGGCGUCGACGUGGUAAGGCCCAGGACUCGCCACGUUACGUUGAUGACGAACUGUGUGAGCUCAUCCGUGACAUCGAAAUCACCAAGUAG